CCUAAAGGGACACUCGGGCACGACUGCAGGCCGCCGCCUCGACAUCGGGACUCGUCCUAAAGCAGAAGAAACAGUUCAGCUCUGGGAUCUGGAGGAGUGUUGGAAGCGAAGCUGGGGAGCAGAAGGGAUGACUCCUGCUAAGGAAGAAGAUGUCUGCAGCCAUGUGAAAGUGGUAGUCCGUGUCCGUCCGGAGACCCAAAAGGAAAAGCACGGCGGCUUCAGCAGGGUUGUCCGUGUCAUUGACCGCCAUGUGCUGGUCUUUGAUCCCAAGGAGGAAGAAGUCAGCUUCUUUAACAGGAAGAGAGUGACCCACAGGGAUAUUAACAAAAGACAAAGGAAAGAUCUUAAAUUCAUGUUUGAUGCCAUUUUUGAUGACAGUUCAUCCCAGUUGGAAGUUUUUGAGCAUACUACCAAAAAUCUAAUUGAUGGCUUCCUAAAUGGAUAUAACUGUACAGUGCUUGCAUAUGGUGCAACAGGAGCUGGAAAGACUCAUACAAUGUUAGGUUCUCCUGAAGAUCCUGGAGUCAUGUAUUUAACUAUGAUGACACUUUACAAAUGCAUGGAUCAAAUAAAAGAAGAUAAAACAUGUGAUGUUGCCGUCUCUUAUUUAGAGGUUUACAAUGAACAGAUACGUGAUCUGCUGGUCAAGUCUGGACCUCUGGCUGUUCGUGAAGAUGGCCAGCAAGGGGUGAUAGUUCAAGGUCUGACAUUGCAUCAGCCUAAAUCAGCUGAGGAAAUCCUUCAGAUGUUGGACUAUGGAAAUAAAAAUCGAACUCAGCAUCCCACAGAUGUGAAUGCCUCCUCUUCCCGCUCCCAUGCUGUCUUUCAGAUUUACCUACGGCAGCAAGAUAAAACAGCUAGUAUUAAUCAAAAUAUUCGUAUUGCCAAAAUGUCUCUCAUUGACCUGGCAGGAUCUGAACGUGCCAAUGCAACAAGUGCCAAGGGGGCUCGUUUUGUGGAGGGAACAAAUAUUAACCGGUCCCUGCUUGCUCUUGGAAAUGUCAUUAAUGCACUGGCAGAUCCAAAGAGCAAGAGACACAUUCCUUAUCGGAACAGCAAGCUGACUCGUUUGUUGAAAGAUUCUCUUGGAGGAAAUUGCCGAACAGUGAUGAUAGCUGCUGUUAGCCCAUCUUCCUUGUUCUAUGAUGACACCUAUAACACUCUGAAGUAUGCAAACCGAGCAAAAGAUAUCAAGUCUUCUUUGAAGAGCAACGUUGUUAGUUUGGACAGUCACAUAAGCCAGUAUGCUAAAAUUUGCAGUGAACAAAAGAAAGAGAUCCUAAUGUUGAAGCAGAAACUGAGAGAAUAUGAAGAAAAACAAGCAAGCAUUCCUGAAAAUCAUAAUACUGCAGAACUUUCAAACAACCAGCAAGUGGAAAUAGAAAGAUACAAAGAAAUACUUAAAAAUGUUUUUGCAAGCCGUGAGGAAAUCCGAAAAGAAUACCUUAAGGUGGAAAGAAAACUGAAAGAAAAUACACUAAAGCAGUAUUACCAGAACCAAUGUCAUGAACAAAUUCAACUGAUAUGCUCUGAAGAAAGAGUAGAAAAGGCCACUUGCAAGAGGGAUCUAAGGCUUUCAGCACUUAAUAGCCACUAUGUACGCAUGCAGAAGAAAAAAGAGGAGCAGGCCAGUCUUUUUGAGGAAAAUAGCAAGUGGCUGCACCGUGUCGAAAAUGAAAUGCGCCUUCUGGGUCAAGAUGGGUGUAUUCCAAAAGAACUCCGUCAAGAUCUGCAGUAUUGCCAUUUAAACCUGGAAGUUCAGGCCCUUAAAGCCCAGAUUGAGCACAUGUUGUCUCUGGUGUCCCUUCAAGAUCGGUAUAAUAAGCAAACAGAAAAGUGGACUUGUCUUCUCUUGCUGUUUUACAGAGUACUAAAUACUGCACUUCCAGUUCUUCGCAAGCAAUACCUCAUCUUGAGGGAAGCUGGGUUGAUAAAUAAUUUAAGUGAGACUGAGUAUGCAGAGGUUGAGCACCUGAUUCAAAGACAAAAAUCAGUAGCUUGGGCUGACCAGACUGAGGAAAAGACUCAAAAUCAAAACCAUGAAGUAGAAAUGUCAGCUAUAUUUUCAUUCCCACAGCUUGUGAGCAGACCAAACACCCCAUGCCGCACCUCUUUUGGCACGCCAUCAAAAGAAAUGAAUAAAAAUACGCAGCAAGUAUUAGAAUAUACAGGACCACCACAGAAAAGAACCAGGAGGAAGCUAAUGGACUCUCCAGCUGUGGCUCCAAGUCCAGCUGCCUCCAAGCAAUGCAGCUUCCUGGAGGAUUCUCUUGCCAAGGAAGUCUACCCCCUAGUCUAUACACCAGACUCCUGCAGCAAGGCAGCACAAAGCUUCUGUUCUCAGACUGUGGUCAAGCCCUUACACCUUGCAGGCCUGGGGACAGUCAGUGCAUGCAGCACAGAUGUGCCAGCCAAAAAGGCCAGUCUUAUGGACACCACUUGUGAUGUAAUCCCAGACUGUGAUGAGGCUGUCAUGAACUCAACAAUAAUUCUCUAUGAAGGUACAGACGAAACAGCUGAAACGUCUGCUUACUCACCUGUGAAGGAGCCACAGGCAUGCAGCAAUAGCAUUGUGCCAAGACUUGAUCUUUCUUCCUUAAUUAACAAAAAUUCUGCUCCAGUGUUUGAGAUGCCCUCGUAUAUGGCAAUGACUUCAGCUGCUCAGAGAAAAAGAAAGGUGUUAAGCUCCACGUGCAGCAGUGUGUUGGGCAGCCUGCAGGAGGCAGCCCCUGCCAAGCGCCCCCGGGACCUGCUGCUGAGCCAGGCAGCCCUGCGAGUGCCCCGAGGGGCAGGAAUUAAAAUGAAGAGCAGGAAGCAAGAACAGAAUAUGUCAAGGAACUUUGUUAGAAGUCUUUCUCAAGGAAGUGUGCCACUGGAUGUUAAAUCAAGGACAUCAAAAAAUCUUUUACUUCGUGUUUCCAAGAAAAAGGAUUUAGUUCUGAAUUCAUCCUUAUUUCAAGCAGGAUUGAUGGAUAGCAAAUGAGAAUAGGGUGAAUUGUGAUUUCUUCUUGUAAAUAGGUUUGAGAGUUUUGUGCUGGAAGUCUUAGAAAAAUGAUUUUGACCCCCUAAAUUAUUUUCACUGGAGUAGCCUCCUUGUGUUAAAAUAAUUUUUCUUUUGGAAGCAAGUUAAACAGAUGCUAGUAUUAGAACAUGUUCAUGCUUAGCAUUUCGAUGCCUUUAGAUGUUCUGAGAUUGCUAGCAUCCCAGUGAGUUCCAAGAGAGACAGAAAAAUAUUUCCAAAUGUCUUUUUUUCAUUUUUUUGUCUUUCUGGUUUUUAGUCUGUUACUUGGUUGUAAAUGUUCCUGUUCUAUUUUUUCAAUUUAAUUCAGCUGUAAAUACCUUUUUCUUAAUUACCUCAAAUAAAUUUUAAUA
Messenger RNA from Ficedula albicollis (Collared flycatcher), 3372 nucleotides. RefSeq names its product kinesin family member 18A (gene KIF18A). Gene Ontology annotation, biological process: microtubule-based movement. Bases 128 to 2983 code for a protein of 951 amino acids. Gene Ontology annotation, molecular function: microtubule motor activity; ATP binding; microtubule binding. The record is from RefSeq and is a predicted model, not a curated record. The transcript has 17 exons. NCBI's taxonomy places the organism in Eukaryota, Metazoa, Chordata, Aves, Passeriformes, Muscicapidae.